Molecule: messenger RNA, 2970 nt
Organism: Williopsis jadinii
Lineage: Eukaryota; Fungi; Ascomycota; Saccharomycetes; Phaffomycetales; Wickerhamomycetaceae
Gene: PSD2
Product: phosphatidylserine decarboxylase 2
Exons: 1
Coding region: 248-2818 (856 amino acids)
Biological process (GO): phospholipid biosynthetic process
Molecular function (GO): phosphatidylserine decarboxylase activity
Source: RefSeq, a predicted model, not a curated record
CUGGUUGAUAUCAAUUGGUUGAGUUUAAAAGUGUGUGAUUCUAUAGCGAACUUCUACACAUUGCAUCAUUGAGCUUUUAAGGGUGUUUCUUAGUAUCUUGCUGAUUAUUGAGACUAUACACCGUCGUUUUCUGCCAUUCUCUGCCUAAUAGUCCCAUACUCUUCCCCUAGUCGUUGUUGAAGGUGCCCAUACAGUUGGGCUAGCAAAGUAGGUCCAGGUGUCCCCAGCGUUGGUGUAAAAACACAAGAUGGGACUCAGGAGACACACGCUGAGACCACGGAAGCAAUUGGAGAUCCGUGUCAAUAUUGUUGCUGCAAAGGACUUGGUUGAUAUGGCGAAUGCCUCGGGCUGUAUCAUGGUGGCCCAAUGUGCGUUCAACAGACAGAGAAGACGGACAAGGAAAGUGAAGAGAACAGUGGGCCCUGUUUGGAACUCCACUGUGAAGCUCUCGCUUUCUCCGAACGAUAACAGCGAUGUCAUACACCUUGCUGUUUUCGAUAGACAUAGAAAGUACUCUCUAUAUCUAGGUGAGAUACGGUUCUCCGUGAUUGAACUCUUCAAGGAUUCACCAAGAGUUGAGGCUGUCUGGUACAGAUUGCACUCGUCCAAGUCUCAGAAUAAGUUCGUGACAGGCUCUAUAAAGGUUGGCUUUGAGCUAGUCUCGAAGGGAGAUGUUAAAGAGGCGUUUCACUCGUGGGGGUUGCUGGCUCAACACCAUAAGAUCAAGCUGGAUGAGCAGUGGUAUUACCCUGAUACUGAGACCGAUGUGGAUUCCUUAGCAUCGGACGAGGAAGAUGAGGAACUGCUCAAAGCUGAUAGUCAUGGUUUAGCGAAGAAGUUUUCUUCAAUGACUAAUCUGACUGUGCCAACGUAUCUCCACUCAGUAGACAACACCGACGGUUCUGAAAUGUCAGAACUCUCGGACCAUAUACCAGAUACUGAAAGCAGAAAAGUGGUACAUCCAAAUACGGUGAUUGGUGUCAUUACGCUGAAUAUCGAGGAAGCUGAGGGGCUUCCUCCUUUCAAAGGAUUCAUGAAUAAAAGCUUCGAUAUGGAUCCCUUCGUCGUUAUAUCGUUUGGCAAAAAGACCUUUAGAACAUCAUGGAGAAAGCAUACUCUAAACCCGGUGUUCAACCAGAAAUUGGUGUUUGAAGUGAUUUCUAAUGAAACAAAUUUCGAUAUCGUCUUCACCGUGAUGGAUAAAGACCAUAUAUCAUUCCACGACAAAGUCGCCAUGGGAUCCAUACCGGUUGGCGAGUUCAUAGAUGGUAAGAAGAAAGAGUUCAACCUGGAACUUACAAUGCAUAGGAAAAUGGAUGGUUACAGGCCUCAUUUGAAGCUCACCCUUGAGUUCAAGCCAUACUCGCAGUUGAAACGUGAAAUGUGGAAUGUUGUGCUAGAUAAAUAUGGCCCUAAUUUAGAUCUCCUCAGCUUGGAACAGUUCCUUGUGGUUUCUGGGAUUGAUGAGGACUCUUCGCAGUUCUUUUACCUAAACAACAAGAACAUCGAUAAUACACUCUCAGUACCAGAAAUAGUCAAGGUUCUCAAGGGGAAGAACAUGUGUCUAAAACGUUGUCCUAUAUGUCUCAAAUCCAGUGCAUUUGACUUUGUUACACAUAUUGCAAUUUGCUCACAGAGUGAUAAAUUGAAGUCGUUCGCUACAACGGGUUUGGCAACCAAGAGAUGGUACUCCAAGAUGCUCAUUAAGGUGGCUUAUGGCAGAUAUGCCCUGGGUAAAAACAAUGCCAAUAUCCUGGUUCAGGAUCGUGUAACUGGAUUCAUCUUGGAGGAGAAAAUGGCAUUGUAUAUCCGACUUGGUAUCAGACUGUUCUACAAAGGCACAGGUGCUGAUACAAAGCGAAUCAAAAACGUUUUGAGAAACAAAUCUUUCAAGCAAGGUGCAAAGUUCGAUGCACCAGCAUCUGUAAAGUACAUUGAACCCUUUAAGAAGUUUUACAAACUUGAUAUAUCUGAGUGUUUAGAUGCAGAUUAUAAGACGUUCAAUGAAUUCUUUUACAGGAAGUUGAAAUCUGAUGCACGUCCUUUGGAGUCCACUGACUCCAGAGUGGCUGUUUCACCAGCAGACUGUCGUGCAACAACAUUUCAAGACUUGGAAUCCGCACAAAGACUGUGGAUAAAGGGGAAAUGCUUCUCAAUAAGGAAGCUAUUGGGAAAUGCAUAUACCGACAAAUUUGAGCAGUGUUCAAUUGGCAUAUUCAGGCUAGCACCCCAGGAUUACCACAGAUUCCAUUGUCCUGUAGAUGGUGUAAUUAUGGAACCAACUUACAUCGAUGGUGAAUACUACACGGUGAAUCCUAUGGCUGUUAGAUCCCAUCUGGAUGUAUAUGGAGAGAAUAUUCGUGUCGUUGUACCUAUAGAAACUGACAGCUUUGGACUAGUGAUGUUCAUAGCAGUAGGUGCUAUGAUGGUUGGAUCCACGGUUCUCACAGUUAAACCAGGGAACCAUGUGGAAAGAGGUGAAGAACUAGGUUACUUCAAAUUUGGUGGUUCAACAUGUCUGGUACUAUUUCAGAAGGGUACGAUCAAAUUUGAUUCUGAUUUACUUCAAAACUCUACAGAAACCAUUGAAACGCUGGUUAGAGUCGGCAUGUCCAUUGGCCACACGCCAAAUACCAAUGAGGUUAAGAGACAAAAGAAGAAAUUCCAAGACGAACCUGAAGAGGAACAGCUCAAGAUUAUAAGAACUAUAACCGGUGGUGGCGAUGCUAAACAUUCGUGGGAGUUUUACAACUUGGAGACUGAAUCAGAUGCUGAGAUUGACUACAUUGAAGAUGAAGACGAAGAUUAUGAACUAUAAUAUCACACUACAUAUCACUUGCUAAGACGGGGCUUUUAUUUACUAUAAAAUCAAUAGAGCAUCAGUACUCUUGUAAAUUACCAAGGAGUUUCUUUUCCUUCGCAGUCCAGGAAUUUACCCGAGUCGGUGACCAAAGAUGACCUUGCGGAUAG